GGGGGCGUGGGGGUGGAUUGUCAUACAGUUGAAAAUGCCAGACGUAUAAAGGAGCGGUCGCGCUUUACAGGGGUCACGAUGAUCACCAGGAUACAGGAUACAGUACCUGUGGAGGAUCAACAUCGCAGCAAUGGAGUCCGAGUCACCUGUGGAUAGACCCUCCAAGGGCGGGUUCGCCCUGAUUUCUCAGAAUCCCUAUCUCUUGGGUGUCGCGUCGUUUUCUACCCUCGGAGGUCUGCUUUUUGGCUACGACCAGGGUGUCGUCUCGGGCGUCAUCACCAUGGAGUCCUUUGCUGCUCGUUUCCCGCGUGUGCAUUCGGAUAGUGGUUUCAAGGGAUGGUUUGUGUCGACGCUCUUGUUAGCCGCCUGGUUCGGUUCGCUGGUCAACGGCCCCAUUGCAGAUCGCCUCGGGCGAAAACGCUCCAUCAAUCUUGCCGUGGUUGUGUUCCUCAUCGGCUCCGUCAUCCAAUGCGCUGCCGUGAACUUCCCUAUGCUCUUCAUCGGACGAGCUGUCGCGGGCCUGGCUAUCGGGCAACUGACCAUGGUGGUUCCCUUGUACAUCUCAGAGGUGUCAAUUCCGGAAAUUAGAGGGGGUCUUGUGGUCUUACAGCAAUUAUCCGUCACUUUAGGCAUCCUAAUAAGUUACUGGCUCGACUACGGAACAAACUACAUCGGAGGCACUCGCUGUGCCCCAGACGUGCCCUACAGCGGUCCCAAGAACACCUUUGAUCCGUACCAUGACGUCCCCGCCACGGGCUGUACCGGCCAGUCCGAAGCCUCAUGGCGUCUCCCGCUGGCUUUCCAGAUCGUCCCCGCUGUCAUCCUCGGCUUUGGGAUGCUCUUCUUCCCCGAUUCCCCCCGCUGGCUGCUGAUGAAAGAGCGCGACGGCGAAGCCAUGGGUGCGUUGUCCAGGCUGCGCCGUCUAACAGAGGGCGAUCCCACUCUUGUGCAGGAGUAUCUAGAAAUCAAGGCCUCCAUCAUGCUGGAGAAUACCUUUGCGAGGGAGAAUUUCCCGGGGAAGUCUGGUCUCUCGUUACAUACGGCUCAGUACGCAUCUUUCUUCACGACGUGGGCGCGCUUCAGACGGCUGGCCAUAGGAUGCUGCGUCAUGUUCUUCCAACAAUUCAUAGGAUGCAACGCGAUCAUAUACUACGCCCCGACAAUCUUCAGCCAGCUAGGACUGGACGGGAACACAACAUCCCUCCUCGCAACCGGCGUAUACGGCAUCGUCAACUGCCUCAGCACCCUCCCAGCCCUCUUCCUCAUCGACAAGGUCGGUCGUCGCGUGCUCCUCAUGUCCGGCGCCGUGGGCACGGGCAUCUCGCUCGUCAUCGUGGGCGCCAUCAUCGGUGCCUACAAAUCCGACUUGAUCAAUCAUAAAUCGGCGGGAUGGGCUGGGAUCGCCUUUAUCUAUAUCUACGAUAUCAACUUCUCGUAUUCGUUUGCGCCAAUCGGAUGGGUCCUGCCCUCUGAGAUUUUCAACCUAUCCAUCCGCUCCAAGGCCAUCUCUAUCACGACGUCCGCCACCUGGAUGUGUAAUUUUAUAAUCGGCCUCAUCACACCAGAUAUGCUAGAGUCCAUCACCUGGGGAACGUAUAUCUUCUUCGCGGCGUUCAGUCUUAUCGCGCUGGUGUUCACCUUCUUUUGUAUUCCGGAGACUCGUGGAAAGACCCUAGAAGACAUGGACCUCAUCUUCGGAGACACGGCAGCCCACGAGGAAAAGCAGCGCAUUGUCCAGAUCGAAGCCCAUCUCCACGGGACUGGAGUCGGGACCCUCGCCAAAGAUGCCCUGGAUAGGCCGUUUGUGCAGCAGGAUGAACAUGUGGCAUGACAUGUUGCGAUGCACCGCUGAAACAGACAUGUCUAAUACCCAUCUCCCGGACAGUCUCGUGCAAUCCUUGCCCCGGAGAUAAUAAAGAAGGGGCAAACACAUCCUGCUCCGUCUUGUCUUGUUUCAAUGAAA
Messenger RNA from Aspergillus candidus, 1963 nucleotides. Its product is annotated as sugar porter family MFS transporter. The record is from RefSeq and is a predicted model, not a curated record. The coding region runs from base 131 to 1831 and encodes 566 amino acids. Gene Ontology annotation, biological process: carbohydrate transport; transmembrane transport. The transcript is spliced from 12 exons. Gene Ontology annotation, cellular component: membrane. NCBI's taxonomy places the organism in Eukaryota, Fungi, Ascomycota, Eurotiomycetes, Eurotiales, Aspergillaceae. Gene Ontology annotation, molecular function: carbohydrate:proton symporter activity.